UAUAAUAGAAAAAAAUUAUCCCUAUUAUUUUUCCGAAGAAGAACCGGCAGAAGGUAACCUACCACUGCUAUUGCGCGGGUUUAUCAUCAGCUUUGCAAACUCGCUUCUUCUGCUUCACAUUUUCGUUCUCUCUCACUGCGUGAAGAAAACCGAAUCCAUGUCAACAACUCCACCCCCAUGCCCAACAACCAUAAAUCCUUUUUCUUCAAUCCUCUUGACUGCAUGACCCUCGAUUCUCUUCCUUCACAAACGAUUAUGGCUUUUCGAACUGUUAACACUUUCUCCGUCUUCCGCUCUUCAUUAUCCCCGCCUCUCUCUGCCUUCCGAUGGAGCUCCAAACUAAGAUUUAGUUCUCCUCUGUUAAGGCAUCGAUACCAAAUUUUUAAGACUGGUGGAGGUCGAUUAUAUUCCUUUUACAGUGUGUUUGAAAACAUUAUCGAAGAGCUCGAAGCUCCACGCCGGCGAAAGAGAGUUUCCGCUACUGCUAAAAUGGGAUUGGUGGGCAUGGGCAGUGGAGAGGUUACUGAAGAUAAGCUUGUGAACCGAACAUUGGACAGGGGAUUGUUGCUGGAGUUCAAGAAGGAUUCGGAGAGGGUAUUACUGGCAGUUGCUCAGAAACCUGAUGGGAAAAAAAACUGGAUGGUGUUCGAUCAGCAGAAUGGCGUCUCAUCGUCUAUUAAGCCACAGCAAAUUACAUACAUUGUUCCAGGUGUUGAAAAUUUUGACCAUACAGAAAUUGCAGACUUCAUUAAGAAAGCUCAGGAUAACUUGGACCCAACAUUGCUGGAAUUUGCAUGGCUUGAACUUCUUGAACAAAAUAAGGCAGUGACUACCGAAGAAUUAGCUGAGAUGAUUUUUGGGAGUACAGAACCUAUGGAAAGCUAUUGUACGCAUUUGUUGUUAUCAAGAGAUGAAUUAUACUUCACUGUUCUGCAGACAAAAGGUUCGCGAUCUUUUUAUGGUCCAAGACCUACUGACCAAGUUGAAGAACUUCAACGUAAGAAGCUUGCAAAAGAGGCAGCUGAGAAAGAACUGCAAGAGUUUGUAGACUUAUUGAAAUCUGCCAAGGCAAUGCCUUUGAAGUCCAAACCACCUAAAUCGUCCUGGACAGCUGAAGAGAAAACCAGAUACAAGGUUGAGUCUCUCGAAUCUUAUGCUAUUGAUGAUUGCGUGGAUGAUGAACAAAGGAAAACAGCUGGGAUGAUUCUCAAGACUAUGGGACUGGUGAAAACAGCAUCAUCAGCAGUAAAUCUUCUCAUUGACGUGGGGUAUUUCCCUCGGCAUGUUAAUCUUGAUCUUCUAAAGUUGAACAUUCGGACAGAUCAUUCAGAUGGCAUUAUAGCAGCUGCAGAAUCACUUUUACUGGAGGCGUCUGAUCCUGAUGAGGUUAACAGGAAGAAUCUCACAGAUCUUAAGGUUUAUGCCAUUGAUGUUGAUGAAGCAGAUGAGCUUGAUGAUGCAUUGAGUGCAACAAGAUUAUCAGAUGGUCGAAUUAAAAUAUGGAUCCAUGUUGCUGAUCCAGCUAGAUUUGUUCAACCAGGGAGCAUAGUGGACAGGGAGGCCAUGAAAAGAGGAACUUCUAUAUUUCUUCCAACAGCCACAUACCCUAUGUUUCCAGAGAAACUAGCAAUGGAUGGAAUGAGUUUAAAACAGGGAGAGAUUUGCAAUGCAGUUACUGUAUCUGUUGUCCUUCAUUCUGAUGGAAGCAUUGCAGAAUACUCUGUGGAAAACUCAAUCAUCAAACCAACUUACAUGCUGACAUAUGAAAGUGCAUCAGAGCUGCUUAGUUUGAACUUGGUAGAGGAGGCUGAACUUAAAAUUCUAUCUGAGGCUGCAACUUUGCGAUUAGCAUGGCGAAGACAACAGGGUGCAAUUGACAUGGCUUCUUUGGAGACACGGAUCAAGGUAGCAAAUCCAGAAGACCCGGAGCCUGAAAUCAAUCUCUACGUGGAAAACCAAGCUGACCCUGCCAUGCGACUUGUUUCUGAAAUGAUGAUCCUAUGUGGGGAAGUUAUAGCCACUUUUGGAUCUCGCAAUAACAUUCCGUUACCCUACAGAGGACAACCUCAAACAAAUAUAGAUGUAUCUGCAUUUGCUCAUCUUCCAGAAGGACCUGUUAGGAGCUCUGCAAUAGUCAGAACAAUGCGAGCUGCUGAAAUUGACUUUAGGAAGCCUAUGCCCCAUGGGAUUUUGGGAAUUCCUUGUUAUGUCCAAUUUACAUCUCCCAUCCGUAGGUAUUUGGAUCUGCUUGCACAUUAUCAGGUUAAGGCUUUCCUAAAAGGCGACUCUCCUCCAUACUCCCAUGGUCAACUAGAAGGGAUGGCAGCAACUGUAAAUAUAAAUACUAAAUUGGCAAGGAGGCUCUCAAGCGUUAGUCUUCGUUAUUGGAUACUAGAGUACUUGAGACGGCAACCAAAAGAAAAUAGAUAUCGGGCUUUGAUUCUUCGGUUUAUUAAAGAUCGAAAUGCAUUGCUGCUGUUGGUUGAGGUGGGCAUUCAAGCAUCUGCAUGGGUGUCUCUUGGAGUACAAAUUGGAGAUGAAGUACAAGUUCGAGUGGAGGAUGCCCAUCCACGUGAUGAUGUUCUUUCUCUGAAGGAGAUCAUUCAGUAGAUAUAUGAGGUCCUCUUUAGUGAAAUAUUUUAUGACAAAAGUGCUACUCCCUGAACCUGCACGUUUGGUAUUCCUUCAACAAAUUUGAAGCCGCUUUUCCUGGUUGAUCCCAUGAGGAUUCAUCAAGAGACCCUAUGUCCAGCCAUGUUCUAGGAGCGUUUAGAAAGUGAGACUUGCUUGCGGGCAUUAACCAGCCGUGCAUCCAUUUUUGUAUCCUCUAGUUUGUUACACAGUGAUUUUUGUUGUUAGAUCAAGUACAACCACCUUAAUAUUGAGCUAGAAAUGUAAUUUAUUAAAAUAGGUUGUAAAUGAAUUAUCUUUGAUAAAGAUAAUUGUAUCGAAAUUGAUAUUGUAAGAAACUGGAAACUGCAAUAUAUUUGAUAGAAAAUGAAGGGAAUUAUACUUUCAAGUUAAAAUUAGUUGGUGGCGACUUUUGGGAGAUCAAUUAAAACGUGGAAAAGAAGAUAACAGUCGGACGUGACAGCAUUUUCCAGAUGGUUACUAUUGCUGAUUCAAUGCUUUCUCAUAAUCUCAUUCAAAGGUACGACUUUGGGUAUUGUUCAUCUUGUCUUCAUCUGCUUUAGUAUAUAAUUCUAGAUAAUACGAUGGGUGUCAUAUAUUUUGAUUUUUGAAUAACUCUAUUUGAAGUCCAA
Molecule: messenger RNA, 3263 nt
Organism: Cucumis sativus (cucumber)
Lineage: Eukaryota; Viridiplantae; Streptophyta; Magnoliopsida; Cucurbitales; Cucurbitaceae
Product: ribonuclease II, chloroplastic/mitochondrial
Exons: 15
Coding region: 178-2610 (810 amino acids)
Biological process (GO): mRNA catabolic process
Cellular component (GO): exosome (RNase complex); P-body
Molecular function (GO): 3'-5'-RNA exonuclease activity; RNA binding
Source: RefSeq, a predicted model, not a curated record